AUGUCAGAGACAAUGGACCAGGCAGCCGGGGGACCUGGAGAUCCACAGCCAGGAGACAGUGGUGAUGGUGCCGUGGAGCCAGGCACCUGCCAGGAGCUUCUGCACCGGCUUCGGGAGCUGGAGGCAGAGAACUUGGCACUUGCUCAGGCCAACGAGAACCAGCGGGAGACCUAUGAGCGCUGUUUGGAUGAGGUUGCCAACCACGUGGUGCAGGCACUACUGAACCAGAAGGACCUGCGGGAGGAGUGCAUCAAGCUGAAGAAGAGGGUGUUUGACCUGGAGCGACAGAACCAGAUGUUGAGCGCCCUGUUUCAGCAGAAGCUCCAUCUCACAGCAGGCUCCCUGCCUCAGAUUCCACUGUCCCCACUCCAGAUGCCAUCCGAGCCACCAGCCUCCCCCUCCCUGAGCUCCACUGAGGGACUGGCCACCUCCCUGCCUGUGGGACGCUGUGCUGGGCAGAGAGAGGUUUGUUGGGAACAGCAGCUACGGCCAGGAGACUCGGGACCCCCAGCCACCCCACCCCCAGCACUGGAUGCCCUUUCCCCAUUCCUUCGGAAGAAAGCCCAGAUCCUGGAGGUGCUGAGGGCCCUGGAAGAGACUGAUCCCUUGCUUCUGUGUUCACCUACACCCCACUGGCAGCCUCCAGGAGAGGGGCCUGGCACUCCAGAACCUAUCAACAGCGAGCUGUGUGGCCCAUCCCGGCCUGAACCCUCUUCCUGGGCCCCCUAUCUCUUACUGGGCCCCAAUAGCCUGGGAGGCCUGCUGCACUGGGAGCGCCUCCUCAGGGCAUCAAGAGAGGAAGAGGGUACUGGUCGGCCCUGGGGACCCAGGGGACCCACACAGGCCCAGGGCACCAGCUCUGCCCCACAUUGUGCCCCAGGCAGCAGCCCCUCCUCCUCUUCUGAUGAAGCAGGUGACCCGAAUGAGGCCCCCAGCCCCGACACCCUGCUAGGGUCUCUAGCCUGCAAACAGCUGAACCUAGGCCAGCUCCUUGAGGACACAGAGUCUUAUCUACAGGCCUUCCUGGCAGGAGCUGCAGGCCCAUUCAACGGAGACCACCCAGGUCCUGGACAGUCAUCCCCCCCAGACCAGGGGCCCUCGCAGCUGCCCAAGUCCAAGGGCCUCCCUAAACCAGCUUGGGGAGGGGGUACCCCAGAGGCCCAUAGACCAGGCUUUGGUGCUACCUCAGAGAGCCAAGGACCCCUCCCCUUCCUCAGCAUGUUCAUGGGUGCAGGGGAUGCCCCCCUGGGCUCACGGCCCAGCUACCCCAACUCCUCAUCUCAGGUGAAAAACAAGCUCCAAAUUGGGACCCCUUCUCCUGGAGAAGCCCAGGGACCCCUUCUGCCCUCUCCAGCCAGAGGUCUCAAGUUCCUAAAGUUGCCUCCAGCUUCUGAAAAGAUCCCCAGCCCAGGAGGCCCCCAGCUCAGCCCGCAGCUCCCCCGGAACUCCCGAAUCCCCUGUCGAAAUGGUGGCUCAGAUGGGAGCCCCUCCCCACUGCUGGCCCGCCGGGGACUUGGGGGAGGAGAACUGUCCCCUGAGGGGGCACAGGGCUUGCCCACCAGCCCUUCACCCUGCUCCUCAACAUCAGAGUCGGCCCAACUCAGACCCCCACAGCCAGCCUUGUCCACCACGCUAUCCCCAGGGUCAGUGGUGUCUCCCUGCUAUGAGAACAUCCUGGACCUUUCCAGGGGAUCUUUUAGGGGUCCUUCCCCAGAACCCCCUCCGUCCCCUUUGCAGGUUCCCACCUACCCACAACUGACUUUGGAAGUGCCACGAACUGCCGAGGUGCUCAGAAGCCCUGGCGUCCCCUCUAGCCCUUGCGUCCCUGAAUCCUACCCCUAUGGGAGCCCCCAGGAGAAAAGUUUCGACAAGGCAGGCUCGGAGUCCCCACAUCCUGGCCGAAAGACCCCAGGCAACUCCUCUAAGAAAUCCAGCCAGGGGGCAGGACGUCGACCUGGGGAUCCUAGCUACACACCCCUGCGCGACAGACUGGCAGCCCUGGGGAAACUGAAGACAGGCUCUGAAGGACUUCUGUGCACAGAGAAGAAUGGAGUGCCAGCCAGGCCUGGCACCGAGAAGACUCGGGGACCAGGGAGGUCUGGGGAGAGCAUUGGAGAUGUAGCUCCCAGCCCCAGGACCCCUGAGCAGCCAGAAACCAAGGGGGCACUUCGGGGGGCAGUGGCCUUAGGCACAAGUAGCCUGAAGCAGCAGGAACCUGGGUUUCUGGGGGAUCCCAGUACUAGAGUCUACUCCUCCCACUCCAUGGGGGCACGAGUAGACCUAGAGCCCAUCUCACCAAGGAGCUGCCUCACCAAAGUGGAGCUGGCCAAGAGCCGGCUGGCAGGGGCCCUGUGCCCCCAGGUGCCCCGGGUCCCUGCCAAAGUGCCAACCUCAGCACCCAGCCUGGGCAAACCCAGUAAGAGCCCACAUGGAAGCCCCACAAAGCUACCUUCCAAGUCACCCACCAAGGUGGUGCCCCGACCCGGAGCACACAAGGAGCCCCUUAAGCCUGACAAGGGGAAGGGCCUGCCUUGGGCAGACUGCGGUAGCACUGUAGCCCAACCCACACCCUCAGCAACUGGCCCCACAGAUCCAAGCCAGGUGGUCCCUGAGGGGCCGGCCCCCCACUCUGCCAUCGAGGAGAAGGUGAUGAAGGGCAUUGAGGAGAAUGUGCUUCGGCUCCAGGGCCAAGAGCGGGCCCCAGGCACUGAGGCCAAGCACCGCAACACCAGCAGCAUCGCCAGCUGGUUCGGCCUUAAGAAGAGCAAGCUUCCUGCACUGAACCACCGCACAGAGGCCACCAAGAGCAAGGAUGGGGCCAGCGGGGGCUCUCCACUCCGGAAAGAGGUCAAGAUGGAAGCCCGGAAGCUGGAGGCCGAGAGCCUCAACAUUUCCAAACUCAUGGCAAAGGCUGAAGACCUGCGCCGAGCCCUGGAGGAGGAGAAGGCCUACCUGAGCAGCAGGGCUCGGCCCCGGCCCGGAGGACCAGUCCCAGGGCCGCAGGUGCAGGGCCAGCUGGCUGGCAUGUACCAGGGCGCAGACACCUUCAUGCAGCAGCUACUCAACAGGGUGGAUGGCAAGGAGCUGCCACCCCAAAGUUGGCGGGAGCCUAAACCAGAGUAUGAGGAUUUCCAGCCAGUGUCCUCUGAUCCUAAGAACCCCUGGCCUGCUUGUGGGCCCCGAAAUGGCCUGGUGGGUCCUCUUCAGAGCUGUGGAAAACCUUCUGGGAAGUCAAGCACGGAGCCAGGAAGACGAGAAGACAUCCCCUCAGAGGACAGCCUGGCUGAGCCAGUGCCCACCUCCCACUUCACAGCCUGUGGCUCCUUGACGCGAACCCUGGACAGUGGCAUUGGGACCUUCCCUCCACCAGACCACGGCAGCAUUGGGACCCCCAGCAAGAAUCUGCCUAAGACCAAGCCACUACGGCUAGAGCCCCCACCUGGAGCACCCCCAGCUCGGCCCCCGCCCCUUACCAAAGUCCCCCGCCGUGCCCACACGCUAGAACGGGAAGUGCCAGGAGUAGAGGAGCUGCUGGUGAGCGGGCGGCACCCCAGCAUGCCCACCUUCCCCGCACUGCUCACCUCGACCCCGGGCCACCGGAGUCAUAAGACCUGCCCUGAUGACCCCUGUGAGGAUGCAGGCCCUCCCCCUCCUGUACAGCUGGCCAAGAACUGGACCUUCCCCAAUGCGAGGGCAGCUGGAAACUCCUGUGACCCCUUCCUCUGCCCACCUCGACAACUGGAGGGACUGCCCAGGACCCCCAUGGCCCUGCCCGUGGACCGGAAGCCAAGCCUGGAACCCAGCCACCCACCCCCGACACCCCCAGGCCCAACAUUUGGGGGUAGUCGCACCCCUAGCACGUCGGACAUGGGUGAGGAUGGCCGGGUGGCCAGUGGAGGUGCCCCAGGAUUGGAGACCUCAGAGUCCCUCAGUGACUCUCUCUAUGACUCACUCUCCUCCUGUGGGAGUCAGGGCUGA
Elephantulus edwardii (Cape elephant shrew) is the source of this 3978-nucleotide messenger RNA. RefSeq names its product NCK-associated protein 5-like (gene NCKAP5L). The record is from RefSeq and is a predicted model, not a curated record. Gene Ontology annotation, cellular component: microtubule plus-end. The coding region runs from base 1 to 3978 and encodes 1325 amino acids. The transcript has 12 exons. Gene Ontology annotation, biological process: microtubule depolymerization; microtubule bundle formation. NCBI's taxonomy places the organism in Eukaryota, Metazoa, Chordata, Mammalia, Macroscelidea, Macroscelididae.